Messenger RNA from Merops nubicus (carmine bee-eater), 1214 nucleotides. Its product is annotated as ubiquitin-conjugating enzyme E2 E2-like. Gene Ontology annotation, biological process: protein polyubiquitination. Gene Ontology annotation, cellular component: nucleus. Gene Ontology annotation, molecular function: ubiquitin conjugating enzyme activity. The record is from RefSeq and is a predicted model, not a curated record. The transcript has 4 exons. NCBI's taxonomy places the organism in Eukaryota, Metazoa, Chordata, Aves, Coraciiformes, Meropidae. Bases 1 to 540 code for a protein of 179 amino acids.
AUGACUUCCAUGCCACCGACAUCAUCUGACCCCACAUUGCGUCAAGGGAAAAGUCACAAGCACCAGGAGAAAACUAGCGUCCAUCCACAGUUGCCAGGCAGCCGAGGUGGCUGCCACAGAGAUAGUGCAGCGGAAGACCAUCGAUUUAGAGGUCGCCGGAGUGCUGGACCCAAAGGAGACAACAUUUAUGAAUGGAGGUCAACUAUACUGGGGCCUCCAGGGUCUGUAUAUGAAGGCGGAGUUUUCUUCCUUGACAUAACAUUUUCACCGGACUAUCCUUUUAAACCACCUAAGGUAACGUUUCGGACGAGAAUCUACCACUGUAACAUUAACAGCCAAGGCGUCAUCUGCCUGGACAUUUUGAAAGACAACUGGAGUCCAGCAUUAACCAUUUCUAAAGUUCUCCUCUCCAUCUGCUCCCUCCUCACAGACUGCAACCCGGCUGACCCCUUGGUUGGAAGUAUUGCCACUCAGUAUAUGACCAACAGAGCAGAGCACGACAGAAUGGCCAGACAGUGGACCAAGCGAUAUGCCACAUAGGAACCUACUCUAGGAUUUGCUGGACCUGUGCAAGCACAUUCACUAAGUGCAUCAAUAGCCCUUCCCUUCAUUCUUAUUUUUUAUCAAAUUUUGAACCAUUUUGUGACAAAAGGUUGUCCUUACUUUCUUUUUUGUUUUAUUUUUAUUUGUUCGGGGGUUUUUUGUUCUGUUAACUUGAAAGUCGUUUCCCUCAAAUGUAGGCAGGGAAUUUUGGUUAUCAGUGCAAAGAAUGUUGGAUCUGUAAUAGUAUAGAGCUUUGUCACAAAGCUUUGUAUUAAUGUGUGGGUUUUUUUUUUUCCUUUCAUGUGGUUUUGGGGAAAACAAACAAAUUCAGAAUUAUAUCUCAUUUCUACUUAAAUGUAGUGUUUAGGGUUAUUUUUUUGUACUGAAGUCUUUAAUGGUGGGUGCAUGCUACUGGGAACAAGUUUUGUAUAAAAGCUUAAAAUCAAGAAUCACUGUGCAUUACUAAGACUGUGUUUAUCACUAGCCUUCUGUUUCCCACACAAAAGGCUAUUGCGUUGAACAAAUUAAUAUGUAUUUUGAUUUACCUAAAAAAAAGAAAAAAAAAAAGUGCUUGUAAAUUUCUUAGGGACCUGCCACUUUUAACUGUGGAUCAGUUGAUGUACACUUGUAUUAUUAAAGCACUCAAUAAAACACUGUGGCUGAUAAAUGCA